AUGACGGCCGCUCCAAAAAGACAGGAUCCUAACUCUGAAGAAGACUCUGUUCAUAUUCCCAACCAAACGGCAGCACCGACGAAAAAGCCUAGCAGGAAAAAAUGGUUCAUAAUUGGUGGCAUCGUGGUUCUCAUUGUCUUGGUGUUGAGUUUAACGUUGGGAUUGUACUACGGACUUAAGAAGAAGGAGCACGGCGUCGUUAACGAUAGUGCUGCCAAAUAUAACGCCGAUCGCCCAGACAAAAGCUCGAAUGAUACUAGUGACGAUUAUGAUAAUGAUAAUGAUGACGAUAAUAACAAUAAGAAGGGCAAGGGCGAGAGUGAGAGCUCCAACGAUGAAUCGAAAAAGAAAGAAGGACCCUUUGUUGAUUUGGGUUAUUCUCAAUAUGAGGGCAAUGUUCUCUCCAGCGAUAUCUACGAGUAUCUAGGCAUACGUUAUGCUAAAGCACCUUCUGAUGACUUGCGCUGGAGAGCGCCAGUCAAGCCAGACUCUACAACCGAAGUCUUGAAAGCUCAAAAGUAUGCCCCUUUCUGUCCAGGAGUCAAUGACCGCCUUGGAUCAACUAUCGACGAAGAUUGUCUAUUUGUCAACAUCUGGGCCCCAGCAAAUGCGACAUCCGAUUCAAAACUUCCCGUCAUGGUCUUUUUCCAAUCCGGCGGUUACAUCAGAAAUGCAUCCCCAUAUAUCAACGGUACUGGACUCGUCACCGCUUCCAACAACAGCAUCAUCUAUGUCAACUUCAAUUACCGCGUUGGUCUAUUCGGUUUCUUGGCUGGCAAGGAGAUCAAAGAACAUGGUGAUCUGAACGCCGGCCUGCUAGACCAGAGGUUUCUUCUGAAAUGGGUUCAGGAGCAUAUCGAAGAAUUCGGUGGUGACCCCGAGCAUGUUAUUCUUCACGGUGAAUCCGCUGGAGCUGGAUCGGUGGCGCUUCAGCUCGUCGCAUACGGUGGCAAAGACGAGGGCCUCUUCGCAGGUGCUAUUGCCGAGUCGAUUUUCAUGCCAGGUCUCCCAGAACCUGACGAUAUACAGUACCAAUUCGACCGAGUCGUUAACGCAACGGACUGCUCCGAAGAAGAUGACACAUUGGCGUGCCUCCGGGGGAUGGAUUCGUCAGUUCUGCAAGCUCAAAACAUCAAGGCUCCCUUUGACGGACGAGACUAUCGCUCCUACUUCUACUGGGCUCCCACUACUGAUGGCGAUAUGUUCCCAGACUUUCCCUCCGAGCUCUACAAGAAGGGCGACUUCGCCAAGGUGCCACUGCUGACUGGCUCUUGUACCAACGAAGGGUCCAACUAUGCCGUGAAUGCAGGCAGCUCAGCCCAAUUCAUCCGCUACAUGCAAAACGAAUACCCCUAUCUCACAACUGAAGAUACCGAAACCAUCCUAGAACUUUACCCCAAGGAACCCGCACUCCCAAAGCACGACGUCUGGUUCCCCUCAGCCUCCCGCGCUUAUGCUGAAGUCACCUUUGUCUGCCCUACCAACAACAUGCUCGACGCCUACGCUCAACAUGCCGACCCCAAGACUCUGUGGUCUUAUCGCUAUAACGUCCAGAUCACAGAGUUCAUCGAGGAUGGCCUUGGUGUUCCUCAUGUUGCAAACGCACCCGCAGUCUUUGGCCCCGACUUCACAGCUGCCAAGGCCGGACCCAGCUAUCGCACUUACAACGCCCCCAUGAUACCUGUCGUGCAGAGUUACUGGAUCAGCUUUGUCCGCAACCUCGACCCCAACAAGGAUCGCUACGAAGGAACACCGCAGUGGGAGACCUGGGGAGACGAUCAGCGUCGUCUGGUUUUUGAAUUGAACAACAACACUAUGGAGAGUGUUGAUCAGGGUCAGAGGGAUCGUUGCCGGGCUUGGCUCGACAUGAGCGAUUCCACCAAACAAUAA
Molecule: messenger RNA, 1890 nt
Organism: Fusarium poae
Lineage: Eukaryota; Fungi; Ascomycota; Sordariomycetes; Hypocreales; Nectriaceae
Exons: 4
Coding region: 1-1890 (629 amino acids)
Molecular function (GO): carboxylic ester hydrolase activity
Source: RefSeq, a predicted model, not a curated record